Molecule: messenger RNA, 1089 nt
Organism: Peromyscus maniculatus bairdii (prairie deer mouse)
Lineage: Eukaryota; Metazoa; Chordata; Mammalia; Rodentia; Cricetidae
Source: RefSeq, a predicted model, not a curated record
UACUGCCUUAGAAAGACUUGUUUGGGCGCCCCCUACACAACACACACACACACACACACACACACACACACACACACACACACCACAACAUGUUCUAUAAUCACAAAGCACACCACUUGCAUACAGCACACAACACAUACAGUCCACACAAAUACAGUGUUAACAUACACGUUCUUAUAAGAGCAAAUGGCUAACGUGCUUGUUAGAGUGUGCAAAGAUGAGAGGGUGAACACACAUGUUCACAAAUGUCAACUUAUUUCCAAAGUUAGAAACUAGCUGUUCCAUGGAAAAUGGAAGGCCUCCCGAUCCUGCAGACUGGGCUGUGAUGGACGUCGUCAAUUAUUUCCGAACAGCAGGAUUUGAGGAGCAAGCCAGUGCUUUUCAGGAACAGGCACAGAACGAGCUGCCUGUAACCAGUUCCCAGCAUCUUCUAGGUUGCUACUCUGGAGACCUCUCACCUGACCCACACAGGCUGAUGAGGACGUUCGACUUGGAUCUCACAACAGUGGAAAGAAGGCUGGACAUUGAUUAUAUUCAGCAAAUGCUUACGUUGAAAUGUCUAUGUGUCAGACACAAACAUUACUGUGAUUUUUGCAGCUACUUCGUAACUGUAAUUUUGAUACUGUUGUGAAUUGUAAUGUAAAGAUCUGUGUCCCCAAUGGUCUUAGACAAGCCCUGUGAAGGUGUCAUUUGACUGGGGGGCAUCAUGCCUCACAGGUUGAGAACUACUGGUCUAUUACAAGGUGGAACCAGGAUGUUAGUUGAGUUUUCCUGACCGGUAGCCACACCCUUGCUAUGACUUGGAUGAGUGUCUCCAAAGCUAUUUGAUCCCAGGGUGGUUGGUAUACUGGGAGUCAAUGAAGCCUUGCAGAGCAGUGGCCCUGUGGGACAUUCCUAGGUCACUGGGGCAUACUCUUCAGACAGAUUACAGGAGCACAGAUUUUUUUCCUCUUUGCUUCUGGGCUGUGGCACUCAUUCCUGUGUGCUUCCCCUUGUGAAGAUGUACCAGCCCUGCGAGGGGUCCAGAGGAGAGAGGCCAUCUGAGAUCUCUAAAAGCUUCAGGAAAUAAAUGUUUUCUCUUUUACAGUU